CUCUGUUUUGUUUUUUGUUGUUGUUUUUACCUUGUCAUAAUUAAACAAACGGUACCGCAGUUCAGCAAACACCGCUUGCAGCCGAUUUCGUAGAUUGUUUUGCAACAUUACCGAUAAAAGUAUUAUUAAAACAUUAAAACGAAAUAAGUCUAAACUCAAGCCAUGUCGAAACUGAAACUGGCCGCAAAUUUGUCCAUGCUUUUCACUGAUUUACCCAAUUUAUCCGACCGUUUCUUGGCUGCCAAAGAAGCUGGUUUUCGAUACACAGAAUGUGCUUUUCCUUACAGCGAAGAUAUAAGUGUAUUAAAAGCGGCGAAAGAAAAGUCUGGGGUUGAACACGUUCUUAUCAACUCCUGGCCUGGUGAUUUGGCCAAUGGACAACUUGGUAUAGCAGCAUUGACAAAUGAACGAAAGACAUUCCAUGAUAAACUGGAACUUACCAUUGAAUAUGCCAAGGCACUCGACUGCAAACGAGUUCAUAUUAUGGCUGCUAAACUGCCUAAAUAUUCUGAUAGUGCCAUAGAAGAAACUUUCAUGGAUAACCUACGUUAUGCUGCAGACCGAUUGAUGAAGGAACAAAUCAUGGGAUUGAUUGAACCAAUAAAUUCUCGCUUAAGUGUCCCUAAAUAUUUCCUUGAUGAUCCCCAUAAAGCUUUGAAAUACGUCAAGGUACUGGAUCAUCCAAAUUUGAAGUUGCAGUUUGAUUUCUUCCAUGUCCAGAUUAUGGAUGGAAAUCUUACAGCCAACUUCAAAGACUUCCUGCCUUACAUAGGUCACAUACAGAUAUCUCAAGUUCCUAACCGUGGUGAACCAAACACUGAUGGAGAAAUCAACUACAAUUAUAUUUUUAAGAUGUUGCAAUCCUCAAAUUACAAUGGUUACAUUGGUCUCGAGUAUAAUCCUGUUGGUAACACUCGUGAUGGACUCAGUUGGAUUCAACAAAUGGGACUGCAAUUAUAAGAUACCAUUUAUUUUCAUAUUAAUUAACCAGAGGGCUCCUGAUUAGUGUAUGUACAUUUUUAUUGAUAAUAUAUAUUAUCUGCAUUUUAAUAAUUUAAAACAAAGAUAAUUGUAUUAGUUUUGUUAUACCUAUAAACUGGAAAGUUAAAUAUUAUUAACUUUUGUAUUAAGAAUAUUUUUUUACAAGACACUACAAAAGUAUAUUUUUCUAUUUGAGCUUCAGAGAUAAACAUUAUGUAAUGCUAUACCUUUUCAUUGUUAUAAUGGGACAAUGUAUCCAUUUUUUUCUAAUGAAAGUCUAAGCAGAAAUGAAUAAAUUUUUACGAAAUGCAGGAAG
Octopus bimaculoides (California two-spot octopus) is the source of this 1297-nucleotide messenger RNA. RefSeq names its product putative hydroxypyruvate isomerase. NCBI's taxonomy places the organism in Eukaryota, Metazoa, Mollusca, Cephalopoda, Octopoda, Octopodidae. Gene Ontology annotation, biological process: glyoxylate metabolic process. Gene Ontology annotation, molecular function: hydroxypyruvate isomerase activity. The record is from RefSeq and is a predicted model, not a curated record.